Messenger RNA from Wickerhamiella sorbophila, 1683 nucleotides. RefSeq names its product T-complex protein 1 subunit gamma. Lineage: Eukaryota; Fungi; Ascomycota; Dipodascomycetes; Dipodascales; Trichomonascaceae. Gene Ontology annotation, molecular function: ATP-dependent protein folding chaperone; ATP binding; ATP hydrolysis activity. The transcript has a single exon. The coding region runs from base 1 to 1683 and encodes 560 amino acids. The record is from RefSeq and is a predicted model, not a curated record. Gene Ontology annotation, cellular component: chaperonin-containing T-complex. Gene Ontology annotation, biological process: protein folding.
AUGCAAGCUCCCGUGGUGUUUUUGAAUACCGGCGCCGAACGCGAGACCGGAAGAAAGGCUCAGAUCUCGAACGUGACUGCCGCUAAAGCGGUCGCCGAUAUUAUUCGUACAUGUUUGGGCCCUAAAGCGAUGCUCAAAAUGCUGCUUGAUCCAGUAGGCGGAAUCGUGCUCACCAACGACGGCCACGCCAUUUUGCGGGAGAUUCAGGUAACCCACCCGGCUGCAAAGUCCAUGAUUGAACUAAGCCGUGCUCAGGACGAAGAGGUGGGCGAUGGCACGACCAGUGUAAUCAUUCUUGCGGGCGAGAUUCUGGCACAAACUGUGCCCUACCUUGAGCGCAACAUCCACCCUGUUAUUCUUAUUCGGGCACUCAAACAGGCCUUGAAGGAUGCUUUGGAGGUUAUCCAUGAGGUCUCACGCCAGGUGGACCCAAAUGACGAGGAGGUGGUGCUCAAGAUUGUUGCUUCCUCGAUUGGAACAAAGUACGUUGCCCGCUGGAGCCGUCAUAUGUGCAAGCUGGCGCUUGAUGCUGUUCGCACGGUGAUGCGUGAUGACGGCGUGCGUAAGGAAAUUGAUAUCAAGCGUUAUGUGCGUGUAGAGAAGAUCGCUGGUGACGAUAUUGAGAAAUCCGAGGUGCUUGCUGGUGUCAUUCUGAACAAGGAUAUCACGCACCCCAAGAUGCGCCGGCGCAUUGAAAACCCUCGUAUUCUUCUUCUCGACUGUCCGCUUGAGUACAAGAAGGGCGAAUCGCAGACGAACAUUGAGAUUACCGGUGAAGACGAGUGGGCUCGCAUUCUGCAAAUCGAGGAGGAGCAAAUCAAACAAAUGUGUGAGCGAAUUGCUUCCUUCAAGCCUGACCUCGUUCUUACCGAAAAGGGCGUUUCAGAUCUCGCUCAGCACUACCUGCUCAAGCACAACAUUACUGCUCUUCGCCGAGUGCGCAAGACAGACAAUAACCGCAUUGCCCGGUGCACUGGCGCGACAAUUGUCAACCGGGUUGAAGACAUUAAGGAGUCCGAUAUCGGGUUACGUUGCGGUCUGUUCAAGGUCGAUUUAAUUGGUGACGAGUAUUAUUCGUUCAUUACAGAGUGCAAAGACCCUGGCGCUUGCACUAUUCUGCUGCGGGGCCCCUCCAAGGAUAUUCUGAACGAGGUUGAUCGUAACCUGCAGGACGCAAUGGCCGUUGCUCGUAAUGUUAUGUUCGAGCCCAGUCUGUCUCCCGGUGGAGGUGCCACAGAGAUGGCAGUUAGUGUUCGUCUCGCUUCCAAGGCGAAAGAAAUCGAGGGCGCCGACCAGUACCCCUACCGCGCAGUUGCAGACGCUUUGGAGGUUAUUCCACGCGUUCUUGUGCAAAACUGCGGUGGAAACCCGCUCAAGUCAGUCACUUCUCUGCGGGCGAAGCAUGCCGAGGGCCUGACCCACUACGGCAUUGAUGGCGACACGGGCAAGAUCGUUGAUAUGGACAGCUUUGGCGUCUGGGAGCCUGAGGCAGUAAAGGCCCAGACUCUGAAGACUGCUAUCGAGAGCGCUUGCUUGCUGCUCCGCGUCGACGACAUUGUCUCUGCCCGUCGUAAGGAUGGCGGUGCUGAAGGCGGCCCCGGCGGUAUGCCUGCUGGUAUGCCUGCUGGUAUGCCCGGUGGAAUGCCCGGUGGAAUGCCCGGUGGAAUGCCCGGAAUGGAAUAA